Molecule: messenger RNA, 2274 nt
Organism: Spodoptera frugiperda (fall armyworm)
Lineage: Eukaryota; Metazoa; Arthropoda; Insecta; Lepidoptera; Noctuidae
Product: replication factor C subunit 4
Exons: 6
Coding region: 121-1176 (351 amino acids)
Biological process (GO): DNA repair; DNA-templated DNA replication
Cellular component (GO): DNA replication factor C complex; nucleus
Molecular function (GO): ATP binding; ATP hydrolysis activity; DNA clamp loader activity
Source: RefSeq, a predicted model, not a curated record
UGAAUUUGACAUUUGACAACGACUUUCGUAUGAUAACCGCGCUUUUUAGUUGUGGUUUCUGUUUCCUUUUCAAUUCUAGUAUUCUAGUCAGAUAUUGAACUGUAACGUACAAAAAGGAAGAUGCAGGCUUUUCUUAAAAGCGGUAAACUUUCCGCAUCGGACAAACCGUCUUCAUCAGGAGUAAAAACAGCAGGCAAGAAAAAGCCGCCAGCACCAUGGGUUGAGAAAUACCGACCAAAGACGAUAGAUGAUAUCGUGGACCAGGGGGAAGUCAUACAAGUGUUGAGGGAGUGUUUAUCUGGCGGAGAUCUUCCUCAUUUGUUGUUUUACGGUCCGCCCGGUACCGGUAAGACGAGCGCCAUACUUGCGGCCGCCCGGCAGCUGUUUGGCGAUAUCUCUCGGGACCGUGUGUUGGAGCUGAAUGCUUCAGACGAACGUGGUAUCCAAGUUAUCAGGGACAAAGUAAAGACCUUUGCCCAACUCACAGUCAGCAGCAAGAGACCAGAUGGUCGACCAUGUCCCCCAUACAAGUUGGUGAUCCUGGAUGAAGCGGACUCCAUGACAACUGCAGCUCAGGCCGCACUGAGGCGGACCAUGGAGCGAGAGACACGGACCACUCGGUUCUGUCUCAUCUGCAACUAUGUCUCCAGGAUUAUACCACCAAUCACUAGCAGAUGUUCCAAGUUCCGCUUCAAGCCUCUAUCAAGAGAAAAUGUUAUUAAAAGAUUACGCGAGAUUUGUGAAGCAGAAGGUGUAGAUGUGGGCGACGGCGAGGUGUUACACCAGGCAGUAGACACGUGUGAGGGAGACUUGCGGCGCGCGCUCACCGCCAUGCAGUGCUGCCAGCGACUGCUGGGGAAGAUCACUGCUGAAGGACUUGUGGAGGUAACCGGUCUUGUUCCUGAGAAUCUUGUCAAUCAGUACCUCAAUGUCAAAAACUACAGUGAACUGGAGAAAUUUGUUGAAAGUUUCCUGAUGGAGGCAUACUCCGCAUCACAACUCCUGGAGCAGCUGAGCGCGACAGUGGUGACUGCAGGCCAUCUCACCAACAAGCAGAAGUGUGAGAUCAGUGAGAAGGUGGCUAUCUGCUCGCACAGACUGCUGGACGGAGGCGCCGAGUAUAUGCAACUCACAGACCUUGGCUGCACCAUUAUAAUGGCGAAUAAUAACCCUUAAGGAAGUAGAUUUAAGGUCUAUUACUUACUAUUUUUUUACGUAGUUAAGACCAUUGUAAGUUGGAGUGUGAGUUAUCACUGUUACUGCCAAUAUACUAAUGGAAUAAGGGAUUAAUGUGUACAAAGAUUCGUUUAUUGUUAUUGAUCUAUGGUUGAUUGUCAUUGCACUAAGUGAGAAUGCAUCAGACAACUGAAUUAUAAGUAAAAAAAUAGAAAUAAAGAAUAGCCCAUCAUAUACACUAAUCAUCACAUUCUUGAUGCUAUGUACCAUUUGCUGGGAGAAGAAUAUAUAAAAAAACUUUUGAUGAUUGAAUUUGUCUACCAUUUUCAAUUCCAUAAAGAUGUAGAUGUAAGUUUCCUAGUUGAGCUGCGGACUAAUUAGCGGCUUUACCAGAGUUCCGGUUCAAAGAGCAGGAGUAGGAAUGGGGUGGUCUCGCCCAAGGCGAGAGAAGUCAUUGGAUGCUUUACCCCGUUAAAGUUUUCCGAAUUGUAGUGUGGUAACACUACAAUACAAUACAAUAGAAAACUUUCUUGUAGUUGAUAAUUUCAAGCUGAGAAUUUAAGUGUCUUUAUUAUCUGUUGAGCUAAGAAUGUUGCCAAGAAUGGAACAACAUCUCAACCUUCUUUGAUGUGUUAAACAUACAUAUAUUUAAUAAAUUGUCAACUCUGUAAACUACACAUCAAGCAAAUAUGGUUCCUACAUUUGGUUGGCACCAUGACUAUACACGGAACAACUCUUUGUAUGACCCACAAAUUGUCAUUUUGGGUCUGGAUGAUAGGUGCAUGUGAAUUUGUAUGCUUGUAAACGUAGGGCUAUGAUUUAAAAAAAAUAGUAGUACACGUAAAAUGGCGCCACUGUACACGAAUCCUCCGCACAUAGACAAGUGUCGCCAUCUGUGAUGUAAUAUAACUAAACAUAUUUUAAGUGCAGAUGUAUGUGUAAUGAAAUUCCACUGAUUCAUGUCUUUACAUUAGAUGCAGUUAAUAAAUACCAGUUAAUACUGGAUUGGAAUUAUUUUUGUAUGGAUUAUGUUAAUGAUUGUUUUUUCUUGUGAAAUAUGUGAGAAUGUUGUUUGAAAUCAAUACAUGAUUAAGUUUU